Messenger RNA from Hyposmocoma kahamanoa, 824 nucleotides. Its product is annotated as myophilin. The coding region runs from base 4 to 648 and encodes 214 amino acids. NCBI's taxonomy places the organism in Eukaryota, Metazoa, Arthropoda, Insecta, Lepidoptera, Cosmopterigidae. Gene Ontology annotation, biological process: actomyosin structure organization. Gene Ontology annotation, molecular function: actin binding. The record is from RefSeq and is a predicted model, not a curated record. The transcript is spliced from 4 exons.
CCGAUGGACGCUGUACUUUCGAAAGCUGGGCGGGAGGAAACGUUGGGCGGGCGGAUCACAGUCAGUUCUGUGAUACCACUGAGGAAGCUCGUUCCAUUCACUUGUGAUUUUUUAAAGUUUCGUGACAAAAACAUAAAAAUGCCUGCCAGGAAUAAGGAACAGGAACAAGAAGUCCUGACCUGGAUCUCUGCGGUCCUUGGCGAGCCGCUUCCCAAUGGCCAAUAUGAGGACAUCCUUAGGGACGGGGUCAUCCUUUGCAAGUUGGCCAACAAACUUGCUCCUGGUUCCGUUAAGAAGAUUCAGGAGAAGGGAACCAACUUCCAACUUAUGGAGAAUAUCCAGAGAUUCCAAGCAGCAAUCAAGAAAUAUGGUGUGCCAGAAGAAGAAAUCUUUCAAACUGCUGAUUUGUUUGAAAGGCGCAACAUUCCUCAAGUCACUCUCUGCUUAUACGCUCUUGGCAGAAUUACUCAGAAGCACCCGGAGUUCACUGGUCCCAUGCUAGGUCCAAAGAUGGCUGAUAAGAACGAACGUACCUUCACAGAAGAGCAAUUGAGGGCUCACAACGCCGAACUUAAUCUUCAGAUGGGCUUCAACAAGGGCGCUUCGCAAUCCGGACAUGGCGGUUUUGGAAACACCCGCCAUAUGUAAAAACUUUCGGAUACACGCACAUUCUUCUAAUAUUAUUUGGUAUUUGAGACCAAAAAAAAACUCGGUAUAAGCAGUAUUCAAAAUAAAUCUAUGUUUCUUUCAUAUAUCUCUCCAGUUUGAGUGGUAUCUAUUUACUUGUAUUUACUUACUACUAGGCAAGUAAAGUCGCUGUUACC